Molecule: messenger RNA, 3808 nt
Organism: Octopus bimaculoides (California two-spot octopus)
Lineage: Eukaryota; Metazoa; Mollusca; Cephalopoda; Octopoda; Octopodidae
Product: serine/threonine-protein kinase 10
Biological process (GO): protein phosphorylation
Molecular function (GO): ATP binding; protein serine/threonine kinase activity
Source: RefSeq, a predicted model, not a curated record
UUUGCCAUAUGAUUUAUGCUUUUCUAAAUCCAAAUUUUUCUUUCUUUCUUCAGGAUGGCCCCGGAAGUAAUCCUAUGUGAAGCUAUCAAAGACAAUCCAUACAACUAUAAAGCUGACAUAUGGUCAUUAGGUAUCACUCUCAUAGAAUUUGCUCAGAUUGAACCCCCUAACAAUGAUAUGCAUCAAAUGAGGGUGCUAAUAAAAAUUCAGAAAUCUGACCCUCCGACUCUAGACUAUCCUUCCAGAUGGUCCCCUGCAUUUAGUCAUUUCAUCAGCAAGUGCCUCAUCAAAGAUCCAGCACAGCGUCCAACGGCAGCUGAAUUGCUACAGCAUCCUUUUAUCAAAGCUUUUACUAACAAGAAAGCAAUAUUAAACCUGUUGAGUGAAGCAAAGGCUGAAGUGGAGGAGACAGUUCUUGAAAUGGAUGAUGAAGAAGAUAUAAAGUCAAUCAAGAACAUUCCAGAGGACAGCAAAUCCUUCGAUCUGGACACAAUCUCCAACCUGAAUAUUGAAGACAUGGAGAAAACAGACCCGGGCAAGGAUGACAUUAUUAUUGAUAAUGAUAAUAAAGAUAUUCCUGCCCCUGAUGACUCCAGCACACCCUCACCAGCUUCCGUUACCUCAGACAAAGACACGAAACAGAGCAAAACUGUUUCAAAUGAUUCCAGUAGUGUUUCCAUUCCUGAGCCUUCUUCCAAAAUUCCCCAAGCUUUACCCGAUACUACUGAAUGUGCUUCUAACAGUCCAGAAGUCCCAUCUGAGGCUCCAACCCCUAUCAGUGAAAGUUGCAGCUCCCUGUCUGACACCCAUGAGAACAUUGCACAAAAGCCCACCAGUCUGCCUGUCAGUAGUAAUGAUACCAUGGCUGAAAUUAGUGUUGAUAAGAAAUCAUUGGAAACCACUGAGGACUUAGAUCGCUCCUCUGAUGAAGGGUUAGGUCCUAGUGGAGAUGAGAAGUCUGAUGCCAGUGCGAGCCCUGCUAAAAUUGUCGAGGACAAAAUUUUGGUUCCUAGUGGUCCAGCAGAUACUGUGAUUUCAACUACGUCUCCAUCAGAUAUACUAAUUCAGCAAAAGGAGGAAGAUUCUAACAAAGCUAAUAUAGCUUACCAGAUUCUUGAAGACAUCAUUGAUGACGUCAUCAAGUCAACAACUGUCCAGCCUUCCAUUCCAGCAGUUGUCUUUGAUACAGUUAGUGAUGUGGUCGGAGAAGACAGAGAGAUUAAUGACCAAGAUGAAGUGCCAGGUGAUUUCCCUUAUGAGAAAAUUACCAGUGACGAGCCCAUUAGUGCCUUAGAUGAGACGGAGGUGCAAGAAGUUAAAGUCAGCAUUUUAGAGGACAAUGAAGACAAUGUGCCAUGUGAACCAUUAACUGAUUUGAAUUCUGUGUUUACAAUCAAUGGACAAGUGAUACCAGAAAACCAUAAUGAAUUUGUUGCUAAUGGUUAUGUACCUGGGACAGAAAAUGGUACAUAUGAUAUGAACAAUGUGUCUGUGGCUAACACGAAGCCACAACCAGUCCAACAUACGGACUUAGACACAUUUGAAACUAAACUGGAUAUUUCAAACCCAGAUGAUGAUGAACGACUAAAAGAUUCUGAUACCCUUACCUCCCUCAGCAGUUUUGAGAAAGAGGAGAAGAAACCAACAAAAGAUAAUGCUGUGUUACGGUAUAAGCAAAGGCAAAAAACGGAAACCAAGAGCCAUUACAGAACCAUCACUAAGACCAGGAAAUUUAUCAAGGAUGGUGUUAUGGUGACAAGCACCACUUCGAAGGUUAUAGCAAUGGGAGAAGAAAACAAAGUUAAAGAUGACCAUUUUCUCAGGAAGCAAGAUCUCCGUGAAAUGAAACGUUUACAGAAAUCUGAAAACAAACAAUAUCAAGCUCUUAUUGUUAAGGCCCAGGUUGCAAAAGAACUCCAAGAUAAGAAAUUUGAAAUGGAAAUGCAGGGUCUUUUGAAAACUUACGAACAAGACCUGGAUGGGCUGACUCGCCAGCAGAAACAGCAAGCGGAAAAGGUAGAAUACAACCAAGGAAUGGAAUCAAAGACAGCAGCCAAGAAAAUUAAGAUAGAGCAGGAAAAAGAGUUAAAGAUUUUCAAAGAACAACAAAGGCAGGACAUGAAGCUCUUGAAACAAGAACUAGACCUUCUACCGAAAGAUACUAAAAAAGAAUCAUUACGGAAGCGAAAAGAAGAAAAGGAAAUCGAAUUGGCAGAUAAGGAACGCCAAUUUUUAGAGAACCAAAGAGAAAGAAUGGAAAAACAUAUGAAACAACUAACUGACCAGCACCGACAGAAGAUAGCUUUAUUGGAGAGUCAAUACCUUCAACAGAAACAGCAACUUCUGCGAGCUCGAGAAGCUGCUUUAUGGGAAAUGGAAAAGAACCAACUUCAUGAUAAACACCAACAAGAGAAAGGUCAGCUGAAAGACUUGUUCUUCCUUAAAAGACAUCAAAUGCUUAACCGGCAUGUAAAGGAAAUUGAACAAAUGAAACGAAGUAAUGCAGCCAAGGAAGAAGAAGUUCAGCGCUACCAAAUUCUUGACAAGAGGCGCCAUCCAAAAGUGAUUAAGAGCCAAUCAAAAAUCCGUGCCCAGAUGUUCAAACAGAGUUUACGGCUGAGCACCGUUGGAACACCUGAAGAAGAUAGAGCCAAGAUGAAACAGUUUGAAGAAAAUGAAAAGAAACGGAUGAAAUCUGAGUUUGCACGUCUAGAAACUAAACACAAGAAGCAAUGGGAUAAAUUGCUCUUGGACAAUGAGACCGCUCUCAAGGAAUUGGAACAAAUACAGGCUGAGAAACGCAAGAUGUUGAUGGAGCAUGAAACUCAAAAGAUUAAAGAAUUAGAUGACCAGUAUCAAAAUCAACUCCGUAAAUGGAAAAGUGAGUUGAUUCCGCGGAAACAGAAACUAGAAGAAGAGUUUUUCCACCAGAAAGAAGAUCAAGAAAAGUUUUAUGGUAACACAUUAUUAGGUUCAGGUGAUGGCAACUCUGAAUCGAGUCUCAGUCCUGGAAGUCUACGAAAGAAGGAUUCUUCCUCAGUUCGGCACUCAACAAUUAUAUAGGAGGAAUUCUUCCUUUUCAUCACUUUCAAACCAGAGAUUCCUAUGUAAAAAUAAUGAUAAUUUUAAUAAUGAUGAUAUGAUAAUAAUAAUUAUAAUAAUAACAUAAUAAUAAAUAUAUUAAUGAUGAUGAAAAAUAAAGGACGACAACAAGAAAAGAAUGUGCUAUAACUCCUCUCCUCUUUCAGUUAAACUGUCAGACACAAGUCUGUUAUAGUUUGUAAGUAUUUGAUUGUAUGAAUGAAAGUGGAGCCCUCGUCCCAUCGAUGGCUGUUUACUUGAUCAGUUGAUUAAUUCCCCUAAAUCAUAUUGAUUGCAAUCUUGAAAGCCUCAUCUUCCUAAUGCCUGUUAUAUACCCCCACCUUUUGUUAUAGGCUGUUUUUAUUUUAACCAUGAUAAAAGCUUUCAGUUUAAAACUGAAGUUUGUUCUUUUUUUACAUGUUUUUUUCUUGUUCUGUUACACUGGAAAAAUAAAACAAAACACUCGCACAUGCACACACACACAUGCACACACACAUGCAUACACACACACACACACACACACACACACACACACACACACACACACACACACACACACACACACACACACACACACACACUGAAUACAUGCCUGUUUACCAUUCUACUUAUCUUUGUGGUAAGAAUUCUGUUUCUUGCAGAAAUAUUUUGUUAACAUUCAACCUGUAAAAGUUUCCAGUAACUUCUGUAUGAUUUAAUAAAAGCUAACUAAAUUGUUGAUCACUUA